Peromyscus leucopus (white-footed mouse) is the source of this 3857-nucleotide messenger RNA. Its product is annotated as zinc finger protein 58-like. Lineage: Eukaryota; Metazoa; Chordata; Mammalia; Rodentia; Cricetidae. The transcript has 4 exons. The record is from RefSeq and is a predicted model, not a curated record. Gene Ontology annotation, biological process: negative regulation of transcription by RNA polymerase II; regulation of cytokine production; regulation of immune system process. Bases 1 to 1845 code for a protein of 614 amino acids.
AUGAUUCUUCCCUGUCCCUAUGGGGUCAGGCAGCUACAUGCUUCUGACAAAAAUGCCCCUUGCCCAGUCUUUGACCAGCAUUUCAGCUUUCUACCCCCGCCCGACAACUGCGCCCCAGUGCCAGCUCGAAGCAGUUCCAGAAGAAAACACAUCGUCCAUGUUCCCUCUUCAGAAAUGCUGUCCUUCUGGGAUGUGGCCAUUGAGUUCUCUGCAGAAGAGAGGGAAUGCCUGGAGCCUGCUCAGUGGAAUUUGUACAGGGAUGUGAUGUUGGAGAAUUACAGCCACCUUGUGUUCCUUGGACUUGCUGUGUCUAAGCCACACCUGGUGACACUUUUGGAGCAAAGACAAGACUCUUCAGAUGUGAAGAGACAAGCAGCAGCCAAUGUGCAGCCAGGAACAACAUUCAAUGAUUAUAACGAUUACAGCAAGGGUAUUGACUGCAACUCAUUAAGUACUCAAUGCCAGAGAAUUCAUACAAGGGAGAAACCCUACCAGUGUAAAGAAUGUGGUAAGGGCCUUAGUUCUUAUAAAACACUUUCCAUACACCAGAGACUUCAUACUAGAGAAAAAAUCUACACAUGUAAGAAAUGUCAUAAGACUUUCAAUACUCGCUCAUCACUUUUUAUACACCAGAAAAAUCAUACUGAUGAAAAAACCCACAAGUGUGAAGAAUGUGGCAAAUUAUUUUACUAUCCUUCAAUGCUGAAGCAACAUCAAAGAAUUCAUUCUGGAGAGAAACCCUACAAGUGUGAAGGAUGUGGCAGAGCUUUUUGUUAUACUUCAUUCCUGAAACAUGGUCAAAGAAUUCUUUCUGUUGAGAAAGUCUACAAGUGUGAAGAAUGUGGCAAAGCUUUUUGUUACCCUUCAUUACUGAAGCAACAUCAAAGAAUUCAUUCUGGAGAGAAACCCUACAAGUGUGAGGAAUGUGGCAAAUCUUUUUACAAUUCUUCAUUACUGAAGCAACAUCAAAGAAUUCAUUCUGGAGAGAAACCCUACAAGUGUGAAGAAUGUGGCAAAUCUUUUUACAAUUCUUCACUGCUGAAGCAACAUCAAAGAAUUCAUUCUGUAGAGAAACCAUGCAAGUGUGAAGAGUGUGGCAGUUUUUUUUCUUCAUUUUCAUACCUUAGACAACAUCAAAGAAUUCACUCCAAAGACAAUCCCUACAAAUGUGAGGCGUGUGGCAAAAGGUUUUCCCAUUCUGCAAUCCUUCAGAAACAUAGUAAAAUUCAUGGAGAGAGACCAUACAAGUGUGAAGAAUGUCACAAAACCUUUCUUUAUCACUCAUCACUUAAGAACCACAAGAUAGUUCAUAGUGGACAGAAGCCAUACAAGUGUGAAGAGUGUGGCAAAUGUUUUUCCGCUGCUUCAUGCCUUAGACGACAUCAAAUAAUUCACUGUGAAGACAACCCUUACAAGUGUGAAGAGUGUGGCAGAUGUUUUUCCUCAGAUUCAUGCCUUAAGGGACAUCAAAUAAUCCAUUCUGAAGAGAAUCCAUAUACCUGUGUACAAUGUGGCAAACGAUAUUCCCGUUCGAGGGAUCUUAAGGAACAUCAAACACUUCAUACUGGAGAGAAAUUGUACAAGUGUGAAGAAUGUGGCAAAGACUUUCAUUAUCACUCAGCCCUUAGGAGACACAAGACAAUUCAUAUAGGAGAAAAACCCUACAAGUGUGAAGAAUGUCACAAAGCCUUUCGUUGUUUAUCAUAUCUUAAGAAACACAGGAGUAUUCAUACUCAAGAGAAACCCUACAAGUGUGAAGAAUGUCUGAAAGCCUUUCAUUUUUUCUCAUCCCUUAUUAAACACAAGAGAGUUCAUAGUAAAGAGAAAUCCUACAAGUGUGAAUAAUGUCACAAAGCCUUUCCUUAUCUCUCAUCCCUUAGUAAACACAAGACAGUUCAUACUGGAGAGAAAUCCUACAAGUGUGAAGAAUGUCACAAAGCCUUUCAUUAUAUCUCAUCCCUUAGGAGACACAAAAAGGUUCAUAGUGGAGAGAAACCCUACAAGUGUGACAAAUGUCAGAAAGCCUUUCUUUAUCCCUUAUCCCUUAGGAAACACAAGACAGUUCAUACUGGAGAGAAUCCCUAAAACUGUGAGGAGUGUGACAGAUGGUUCUCUUCACCUUCAUCCCUUAGACAACAUACAAAAGAAAAGCAAAUUCAUUCUGAAGACAAUCCCUAAAAUUGUAGAGAAUCUGACAAAAACUUUGUUCAUCUUUAUGUUCUUACUGAACACAUGGUAUAUAUAGUUCAUAGGGGAGAGAAAUCCUACAAAUGUCUUAAAAUGUUUAUUUUUUCAACCCUUAAAAUGCAUCACAUGAUUCAUUCUGACUACAAACUCCAUGAGUGUGUGAAGUGUGCUAAAAUAAUUGCUAACAAUUCAGAUCUUACCCACCUCUAAUGAAUCCAUAGCGAAGAGUAUUAGGUUAAUUAUUUUGAAUGUCAACAGGAAUCUCUAACUUCCAAUAGUAAAAAUGCUAAGAAUGUCAUCAGAGAAGAGUAGAGACUUCUCUUUACUGUAACAUCCAACAGUUUGUUCAAGCAGUGUGUUUGAAACUUGCCUUGAUUAAUGAGUCUCUUUCUGCUGUAGCUAUAAAUGUUCCCUGAAACCUUUACCAUGUCCUGAAAUUGUCCAUGGGGUACCUGGAAUCUGAGAUCUGGGCUGUGGCAUAGUUACUCUUGUUUUUUCCCAGUGGAGUCAUCCAAGCUCCUGUAAUAUCUCCCUUUGAUGUGUAAGAAUCUCUGUCUCUCUGAGCUAGUAGGUUGUCAUCAGUAUCUGGCUCCUUAUUGGUAAAAUAAAAGACAAUGACUUAGUUAAAACUACAGGAAGGCUCUUCCAGUCUAAGGCCUCAGCAUCAAGGCAGCAGCUGCAGCUGAAGAGGUGAAGUCAUCAGCUGUGGUAUUGAUAGUAUGAGGUGCAGCUGCUGUGCCCCAGAUAAAAAACAACAGUGCCCAUAGAGCAAUAAUGACAGACAAGUUAUGAGAGGAACCAAUCUCUUUCUGAUUGGAUUUAAUGUUUAUUCCACAAAUUGUAACUGAUGUGAUAUUAAUUUGGUAAUAUACUUUUGCGUGGCUCGGUGAUAAGCCCUGGGGAGAUAUUUAUGCUGUUAUUUUAAUAAGUGGAUAAUAACUAAAUGAGCCCAAGAUCUCAUCUUUAUGCCACAGAGUCAGGAACCCAAGUUCUUAUCUUUGUCUCAAAGAGUUAGGAACCCAAGUUUUUAUCUUUAUCCCAAAGAGUCAGGAACCCACCUUCUCAUCUUAUCCCACAGAGUCAGGGACCUCUCAACACCCACCAAAAAGUAUUAGUUGCAUUGUAGAUAGAGAAUAAUACACAGAUGCACAUUUGUCAAAGUGUAAAGAAUACUGAUCUGUGGAGGGCCCUUGUCUAAAAGUGACUUCUGUGUCACACAUUGUAAAAGAGGUCCCUUACGUAGAGCUAAAGCCAAAAGUCAGGGAAUCCUAAGGGAAAAGAGGCAGAAAGAAUGUCAGAGGCAGAAAUAGUCGAUGUCUGCAGUGCAACAGUAGAAUUGUUGAAACAUUUUAAAAUUCUGAAACAUGUCCACAGGCUUCCAGGCUCCAGUCAACUGUCCUACAUCCCUACACACAUUUUUUGGGGGAUCAGAAUGGCUCUGACCCCUCUAAGAUUGCCCCCACUUCCCCUGUUCUGAGUGCGCUGAGGUCAGGCUGUUCUGCAGAUGUUUUGCUGUUUGGUAUAUCUCGUGGUUUGGCAGCUGUGGCUUCCUGGGGCAUGCUGAUCAUUCCUUGACCCUGGGUGCUUGAUAAACAAUUCUGUUUGUUCCUCCUGAAAGGGUAUAUAAGAUGGGGAAGAAAGAAUAAAGAGUCCUGAUGCUUGCAACUUGA